Vitis vinifera (wine grape) is the source of this 1168-nucleotide messenger RNA. RefSeq names its product bidirectional sugar transporter SWEET15. Gene Ontology annotation, cellular component: membrane. The transcript has 6 exons. Gene Ontology annotation, biological process: carbohydrate transport. The record is from RefSeq and is marked provisional. Lineage: Eukaryota; Viridiplantae; Streptophyta; Magnoliopsida; Vitales; Vitaceae. The coding region runs from base 145 to 1014 and encodes 289 amino acids. Gene Ontology annotation, molecular function: sugar transmembrane transporter activity.
AUUUCCAAGCGCUUUAUGAGCUGAAGGGGUUGGCUGUUUAGGAGAGAAAGCCAGGGUUUCACUUGGGGGUCGGCCCUGUCGUCUUCUUUCCCUUUUCUCUUGCAAAAGAUCUCUGAUCUUUUCUCCUCUUAAUUCAUUGAAGAGAUGGCUAUGGCCAUGGCCAACCAUCACACACUAGGUCUUAUCUUCGGUAUCUUAGGCAACAUUAUCUCCUUCCUCGUAUACUUCGCUCCUGCACCAACAUUUUAUCGAAUAUAUAAGAGAAAAUCAGCAGAAGGCUUUCAUUCACUGCCUUACAUAGUAGCACUCUUCAGUGCUAUGCUAUGGUUGUACUAUGCUCUACUCAAGAAAGAUGCAUUUCUUCUGAUUACCAUUAACUCCUUCGGCUGCGCCAUAGAGUCUUUCUACAUUCUUCUGUACUUCUUUUACGCGCCGAUGCAGGCCAAGAAACAAACUCUCAAAGUGGUCAUUUCUUUGAAUGUUGGGGUGUUCUCUAUCCUUGUUGUCCUUAUACAAUUUCUUCUGAAAGGCUCAAAUAGGAUAAAUGUUUUUGGGUGGAUCUGUGCUUCAUUCUCAGUGGCAGUCUUUGCAGCUCCUUUGAGCAUUGUAGCCAAAGUGAUUCGAACCAAGAGCGUCGAAUUCAUGCCUUUUUCCUUGUCCUUCUUCCUCACAUUGAGUGCCAUCAUGUGGUUUGCCUAUGGCCUUCUCAAAAAUGACCCCUGUGUUGCUAUUCCAAACAUUCUGGGGGUCAUAUUGGGGCUGGUCCAAAUGGUGCUGUAUGGAUUCUAUAGGAAUGCUGGCAAAGAAAAGAUGGAGAAGAAGCUGCCGGAACACAUAAUUGACAUGGUCAUGCUGAGCACAUUAGGCACAUCUGACAUCCAUCCGAUCGGAGCCCAGCAGAAUGGGAUCAAGAAAAGUGGUAGUGAAGAUGUCAAGGAUGAUGAAGAAACUGGGAAUCGCGAGAAAAGUACGGAAAAUUCAGGUGAACUCCAGCCAAAUGGAAGUACAGUUUGAUAAAAGAUGAAACUCUAUUUUAUUUUGUUAACGAGUGUUGCAGCCAAGUAUACGCUGCCCUUGGCUUCUCUCCUUGCUUUUGGACCAUACCCCCCAUCUCUGUCUCUCGUGUAUUCGAUACAUAUAUCAUGAAACCAAUAUAAAUGCUUAAAUA